AUGAGCAAAAGGAAAACAUCUACGAUUUUAGAUUUCUUUCAAAAAAAUAAUACUGGCCGUAAUAUAUGGGGAAACGAAGCCGCAGCCAUUGAGGCAUCCCAGAAAGAGGCCAAAACCAAAGCAACCAGUUUGCAAGUCGAAGAAAUAACUCCUGAAGCUUUAGAACGAUUCAAUGACCCGUCGACAAAGCUUGAAAACGUGGAGCCUCCUCAAUGGGCGCCUCAAAACGAAACUGGAUUUCUAGAACCUUUAAAGUCCUCUAGUUACAAAAUUGAAAAGAUCAGUAUGCCGGAGGUAAUGCUCUGCCCUGUUUGCCAAAUUGACUUUUCAGCCCUUUCCGUUGAUGCUAAUGAACACGUGAACGCUUGCCUUGAUGGUCGAACACCUGAAACCUUUGCUAAAAAUGCCAAAAAGAAGUUAUUUUUGUCUUCGAAAAGCUCACAGGAUGCUGAUACCAUCGUUGUUGACCCUAGAACUACGCCCACCCUGGAUGCUAAUAAACCUGCAAAGAAGUCCAAUCUGGCUCCUUUCUAUAAGAUUAUGCCUUAUAAUAUGCCCUUCGCCGUUGACGCUUUUAGCUUUGGAGCUAUAGAUGGCGUUGAAGCUUACUUUUUGUCUCAUUUCCAUGCUGAUCAUUACGGUGGAUUGUCCUCGAAAUGGGAACAUGGCCCUAUAUAUUGCUCCGAAGUCACUGGAAAUUUACUUAUCAAUGUCCUUCACGUGAAUGAAAAGUAUGUGCACAAGCUUUCGUUAAACGAGCCUCACAACAUUAUGGGUGUUACAGUUUGUCUCAUUAAUGCCAAUCAUUGUCCCGGUUCAGCUAUGUUUCUCUUCGAGACUCUUCACGAAAAUAAGACAAAGAGGGUCCUUCAUUGUGGUGAUUUCCGGGCUUCUAGAGCUCACGUUACACACCCAGCUUUGAAAGACAAAACUAUCCAUAAAUUGUAUCUGGACACUACAUACCUAAAUCCAAAAUAUACAUUUCCUGCACAAAAAGACGUUGUUGACGCGUGUGCUCGCAAAGCACUAGAUGUGAGGAAUGCAGCCAACUCAAAAUUGCUUAUAGUUGUUAGCACAUACAGCAUUGGCAAGGAAAAGGUUGCCAUAGCUAUAGCAAAAGCACUUUCUUCAAAAAUUUUUGUGGUGCCUAGAAAACGACUUAUUAUAGAACAACUUGGCGACCAGGAAUUGCUGGAUUUGUUAACAGAUGACCCGUCACAGGCAUCUGUGCAUAUGGUAACUAUGGGCGGUAUACAGCCCGGUUCUUUAUUGGAAUAUCUCGAGCAACACAAUUCUUUUGAGAGAGUGAUUGGGUAUCGAGUUACUGGAUGGACGUUUCAGCCGCUAGAAAAACGAGCUGAUCUUAGUAGUAACCUUGAGUCCAUAAUUUCUCGGCCACCACAGUUUGUAUCCCACGACUUGCGAGCUAUGAGAGGAGCAAACGACAAAGUUGCUGCAUUCGUAGCUCCCUAUAGUGAGCAUUCUAGUUUUUAUGACUUGACUAUGUUUUGCCUUAGUAUGAAUAUCCUGUCCACCAUUCCUACGGUAAACAUGGGUAGCCAGCGAUCUCGUGAAAAAAUGCAGAUAUGGCUUGAUCGGUGGGCUUGGCGUCGCAAGAAACAAGGGUUGAUUUCUGUGGACGAUACGAAUUGGUAA
Molecule: messenger RNA, 1656 nt
Organism: Schizosaccharomyces osmophilus
Lineage: Eukaryota; Fungi; Ascomycota; Schizosaccharomycetes; Schizosaccharomycetales; Schizosaccharomycetaceae
Gene: pso2
Product: DNA 5' exonuclease
Exons: 1
Coding region: 1-1656 (551 amino acids)
Biological process (GO): protection from non-homologous end joining at telomere; double-strand break repair via nonhomologous end joining; interstrand cross-link repair
Molecular function (GO): 5'-3' DNA exonuclease activity; damaged DNA binding
Source: RefSeq, a predicted model, not a curated record